Messenger RNA from Cuscuta europaea, 8102 nucleotides. The record is from the annotation of a GenBank genome assembly. Lineage: Eukaryota; Viridiplantae; Streptophyta; Magnoliopsida; Solanales; Convolvulaceae.
GUGGAAGUAACAUGAGAAUAAGAAGCCAUAAAAAAUCGUAAACUUGAGAAUCGUGAAUGGAGAUCUCCAAGUACACAUCACAUCUGAAACAUUUCAAUUGUCAUUAAUCCUAUCUUAUACUUAAUAGGAAUACAAAUGCAUCUGCACCAUUCAUUUGAAAUGAUCUACACCGUUGAGAUUUAAUGAUCUGCACUCCUCUUUUCAUUGAUCUGGAACAUUCACUUCAACCUGAUCUGCACCACCGCUUCCCUUUCUUUUUUGAUACACUUAUCAUGGAUCUGGGUAAACCUUCUUUCCUCCUUCCAUCUUUCAUUUCUUGCAUUAUCGCAGAUCUCAUUUCUUGCCUUCUGGAGUUCUCUUUCCAUUUCUUUUUGUCUAUUUUACAUUGCCGACAAGGAUUUCUAUGCCAAAAUGAAACAUCACCGCGACAAUAUCCCCGGAGCCACGAAGAUGUUCGACGCCAAUUUUGGUCAAUCGUUGCCGGAAUGAAACAUCACCAUCACCAAGACGUUCAUUUACAUCCGCAGGAUUUUAUUCGAAUUUAGUUAAUUUCAAAUCAACUUUCUUUAAUUUCAAAUCAACUUGAUUUGUAAUUUCUUCUCAAAUUCUGUUUUACUCUUUUUGACAGUAAGUGUUUCUACUCCGUAGCAUUUACUGAGUUCUAAAACGACCCUAAGUGUUUCUAUUCUUUUUGACAACUAUUCUUGAUCAUUCCUACAAUUCUGUGGAAAUUCUAGAUGGAUUUCUUCUCAAAUUCUGUUUUUUACAAAAAUUCCUUGCCGGAGGAAAGAUUACUGCCACGACACCCUGAAACAUCCGCAAUUUUUUAUACUUAUUUAGUUAAAUUUCGAAUCCAAUUUAAUUAAUUUCAAAUCAAGUUCAAUGGUAAUUUCUUCAGAGCUUCUGUUUUUUUGACAAUGUAUUACCUUCUUUCUAAGUCCAGAACAAAUUUCCCCCACAUGUGAAUAGAUAAAUUCAACCACCUUCAGAAAUGAUUUUUUUUAAUUGAUUUUUAACAUUUUUAUGUUUUAGUAAUAUUCUACUAAAAUUAUGCUAAUUUAGAUAUUUUCAUACAUAUAUAAUAGGAUGAGCUAUAUUAGAUAUUUUUAUGUAUUAGAGUCCCUCAACGUAAGCUAUUCCUAUAUAAUAUGAUGAGCUGCUUAACGUAAGUUUUAUAUAUUUUUAUUUAUCUAAAAAUUUCCCAUUAUUCUCCCCACACUGAUUUUAUAAAUUUAUAUUCUUCUAAACUUAAAAGGAGACCUCCAUACUUAUCUCUCUCUAAAAAAUUAUCUCUCUUUUUAGGGAGGAUUAUUUCUCUUUUAAAUAAUUCCAUCCCUAUUUAGCAUUCAAUUAAUGAUUAGAGUCCCUCAACGUAAGCUAUUCCUAAAUAAUAGGAUGAGCAGCUUAUCUCUCUUUCGAUACUUCUCUCUCUGCUAACUGAUUUUUUAUUUACUUGAAGUGUCCUACACCAACUCUACGUCUAUAGUUUUCCCAUAGCUAUAUAUAAUACCCCUUACUCUAAAUUCAUUAUGUGAGACCCCUUUAGUUCCCAUACCCCUUUAGUUCACAAAACAAUGCCUCCCGUUAAAAAGAUUUUAUCUGACGUGACACUUCAACUCCAACGUCAUGAAGCCUUUUUAUUACGUGUUGUUCGUAAGUGGAUGGUGCCAUAUGAUGAUGCACAAAGGGGCAAUAAAUCCAUGGAAUUGGUUUUAGUUGAUGAGAAGGAAGUUCGCAUUCAAGCAUCUAUAUCCCGUACGGAAAUUCAACUAUUUGAAAGCCAGUUGGAAGAAGGUGGGUUGUAUGCCAUGUGUAAUUUCACUGUCAAGGCGAAUAAUGGAAAGUGGAGACCGGCAUCACACCCUUUCAGGUUACAAUUCCAUGAAGGAACUAAGGGGGGUGUCCACAACAUGGAUUUUAAAUGAUUUUAAAGGAUUGUAGAUUCUAUGGAUUUUAAUGGAAUUCUACAGAUUCAAUGAGAUUCAUAUAGAAUUCUAUGGAAUUCUAUUUGAUGGAAUCAUAUGGAUUUCAUAGAAACUCCUUAGACACCUGGAACACACAGGUCGGUCAUCUUCUCAAUUUUGCAACACUCAACUUUAAUUAUUCGUGGGAGCCUUUCGCCACCCAGAACACCGCCUUUUACGAGUAUUACAAGGUCUGCAGCGGAUGAAGAAUGGGGAGGAAAGUGGCUCUCCGCUGCGGAAGAACGUGAUAGAUAAGUACCGGGUACGUCGGGUUGGUAGGGUGGAUUUCAAAUCCGAGGGGUGAGACAAAGAGAAUGGGUGGAAUUGGAUUAGUGUUAUUUUUCAUACCAAUUCCAUUAAAAUCAGUUGAAAUCUCAGAGAAACAAAUCCAUGAAGUAAUUGAGGACACCCCGAUUUUAAAGGAGUUUUGAAAAUCCAGGUUGAGGACACCGGAUUUUGAUGGAAUUCUAAAUUCCUUUAAAAUCCGUAAGAAUCCAUAUCGGGGACACCCCCCUAAGGUUAAGUGUCAGGAAUUAAAAGACCAUAAGGACUUUCCCCUACACAUUUAUAAUUUUACUUCUUUCAACGAUAUUCACAACUGCCCUGAUGGAAAAAGUACUACAGAUCUCAUUGAUGUAAUUGGUGUGUACAAUCCCCUCGACAAAUUCAGUAAGCAUUAUACCGAUUCAGGAUCAACAUACACUAACUUUUAUAUUCGGGACAUCGAGAAUAAAAGUCUCUUUUGUACUUUAUGGAAUGUGUAUGUGGACCAGUUUGAGACGUAUUUAUCUCAACCGGGAACAAAUCCAGUUGUUAUCUUGCUACAGAUGUGCCGUAUUAAUCCAAAAUAUGGUUAAUUACAUGCAUCUAUUUCUUAUCAUUGAGACAUUAUUUUUAUUUUUAUAGUUUUUAGUUGAUAAAAACAUAUGCAAAUAUAUGACUGUUUUAGGCAGAUGUUCCUCAAACGGUGUAGCUACAUCUUACCAUGUGACAAAACUUCUUCUUGAUGCACAUGUCCCAGACAUAGAAGACUUUCGCCUUAGGUAUCUGGAAACCACACGUAACACUUCUCAAGCAAUAAGUCACAGUUCCUCUUUUGGUCCAGUAACCGUUGGUAACGGUACAGAAAUUGGCUUCACAAUGCCAUUGUCUGAAUUGGAGAAAGCAGUCGAGGUUCGUGGUUGUUGGUUCUAUGGUCAAAUAAGUUCCAUAACAAGCUAUUUCACAUGGGCUUAUCUUGGUUGUAAAAUGACCAAAUGUUAUAAAAAAUUGAGCAAGGCUGGGAAUGGAGAAUUAGUAUGCGACAAGUGUGGGAUUCAAGUUGCUGAUGGAGAGGGUGUUUGGAGAUACAAUUUAAGACUCAAGGCUAACCAUAACAAUAAUUCUGCAAAUUUGGUUUUCUGGGAUGCUGUGAGCAAUCGUUUGAUUGGAAAAUCUGCUGGAGAUUUCCCCAGUCACUAUUAUGACAUGGAGAGGCUAUCACCUUUAGGCUGCCCAGAUGAAAUAAAAGAUUUGGUAGGUCGUGAGUUUGUCUUUAAAGUUGACCGUCAAUCUGGCUCCCCUUUAAACGGAAAGAGUUAUUCAAUUGGUAUGGUCUCAACCGAUCAAGAUAAAAUUGAGGAGCUUAAGUCUGUUGGAGCCAAUCAGUCUGGGAGACAGGACUAUAACUCUGAUGAGGAUCUUGAUUUACUUUUUUCUUCUCCAGUCACAGUUGAAUCUAAUAUAAGUUUGAAGAUGAAGAAAUGUUUGAUGACUCAAUUGAUGUUGACUUGGGUGAAUUUGAAAAUAAUGAUGACAAUGCUGAAUACUUGUGUUUUCAAACACAAGCAUAUGUGGAUCUUGGAGAUGCUACUCAUGAGUGCGAGUAUUGUGGAGCCUUAUUCUGGUAUGCUGAAAGGGUAAAGAGACAUUCUGUCAAGCAACGCCCAAAGUUUUCAAUGUGUUGCAAUCAAGGAAAUGUUGUUCUCCCUAACAUGCAGCAGCCCCCUAAAAUUUUAAAUGACCUCAUUUUUCGCUCUGAGCAUCGAAGUAAGCACUUUCUGGAUAACAUUCGUUCUUACAAUUCUAUGUUUUCGUUCACUUCGAUGGGUGGGAGAACGGAUAGAGAUAUAAAUAGGGGUGGAACACCUCCAAUAUUCAGAUUGAAUGGUCAAAAUUACCACAAGAUCGGUAGUCUUAUACCAAAUGAAGGACAACGUCCCAAAUUCUUACAGAUGUAUUUGACUGAUCCAGAAGAAGAGGUUGCAUCUAGAAUCUCAUCUAUGAGGACCUCCGGUGGAACAGCAUUACAUGAUACAUUAGUAUCCGAUUUGCGAGAUAUGUUGGAUGCGUACAAUGUUCACGCACAGUCAUUUAGGAUGGCCCGUGAUAGGUUUAAUGAGACUAACUCUAUCUCUUUGAAGAUGAAGCUUAUUGGUAAAAGGAAUUCAGAUGGACGUACUUACAAUACCCCUACCGCUCGUGAGGUAGCUGCACUUAUAGAGGGGGACUUUAGUUUGAAUCGAAAAGAGAGAGAUGUUGUUCUUCAGAAGAAAUCAGGAAAGUUUCAAAUUAUAUCAGAACUGAAUCCUUCUUUUCUAGGAUUACAAUAUCCGUUACUCUUCCCCUAUGGUCAAGAUGGUUUUAGAGAGGAUGUUAACCUGACACGUGCAUCUCAAGCUACCACAAGAGGAAGAAAACAUGUUACAAUGAAAGAGUUCUUCUCAUACAGGUUGCAAGAAAGGAAGAGUGAGUCCCCUUACAUAUUGAGAUCGAAGAGAUUAUUCCAGCAAUUUAUCGUUGAUGGAUAUACCAUGAUUGAGUCAUGUCGCUUGGCAUAUAUUAGACUACAUCAAUAGGACUUGCGAAGUGAACUAUAUACGGGAUUGGCUGAUGCUGUCGGUCGUGGUGAAACUGACGGAUCCAGAUUGGGACAACUCAUUGUACUUCCUAACUCAUUCACGGGAAGUGCACGUUACAUGAUUCAAAAUUACCAGGAUGCGAUGAGCAUCUGCAGGUGGACAGGAUACCCACAACUCUUCAUCACGUUUACAUGUAACCCAAAGUGGCCUGAGAUUGUUCGCUACGUCGAGUGUAGAGGACUUGCUCCGGAUGAUCGUCCAGAUAUCAUUUGUAGAAUCUUCAAGAUCAAACUUGAAAUGCUCAUAAAAGACUUGAAAGAAAAUAGACUAUUCGGUGAAGUUAAAGCAGUUGUAUACACUGUGGAGUUUCAGAAACGUGGAUUGCCACAUGCUCAUAUUGUGUUAUGGUUGACGCGAAAGGACACAACUAUAUUGGCAUCAGACAUUGACAGCAUCAUCUCAGCUGAAAUUCCGGAUGAGAAAAAUGACCAUGAUUAUUAUGUUGCUGUCAAAGAGUUAAUGGUGCACGGGCCUUGUGGGGUUCUGAACAAAUCUUCGCCGUGUAUGGAGAAUGGUCACUGCACGAAACACUUUCCGAAGAAAUUUGUGAGACGUACUACAAUUGAUGGAAGUGGAUUUCCCAUUUACAGAAGAAGAGACAAUGGAAGGAGUGUAAUGAAGAAUGAGACUCUUCUUGACAAUAGAUUUGUCAUCCCUCAUAACCGUACAUUACUGCUCAAGUAUGGGGCUCACAUUAAUGUUGAGUGGUGUAAUCAAACCCGGGCAGUGAAAUACCUCUUCAAGUACAUUAAUAAGGGUAAUGAUCGGAUCACAGUAGCAUUCUCUGAGGCAUCCGACAAUCGUAAGGCAGAAAAGGUUGAUGAGAUCAAAAUGUAUUACGAUUGUAGAUAUAUCUCUGCAUGUGAAGCGGCUUGGAGAAUCUUUGGAUUUCACAUUCAUUAUAGGGACGUCGCAGUUGAACGUCUAAGCUUUCAUCUCCCUGGGCAACAUAGUGUGUACUAUAAUCCUAAAGAGUCUGUCAGUUCUGUUCUUAGACGUCCUACUAUCCACACUACUAAGUUUCUAGCUUGGAUGCAUGCAAACAGUGUGUAUCCUCAAGCUAGGAGCUUGACUUAUGCUGAAUUUCCUACCAAGUUCAUGUGGAAAACCAAAACAAGAGAGUGGGUACCAAGACAAAGAAGCACCGCAAUUGGAAGACUAUACUUCAUGCGACCUGGAGCCGGAGAGAAAUAUUAUUUAAGGAUGCUCCUUGGUGUCGUGAAGGGGGCCAGGAGUUUUGAAGAACUCAGAACAGUUGAUGGAGUCAUACACUCGACGUUCAGAGAAGCUUGCUCUGCACGUAGUAUGUUAAAUGACGAUAAAGACUAUAUAGAUGGACUUAUAGAACAAAGUCAUUGGGCAACAGCGCAUGAACUUCGCGUCACAUUUGUUCAUCUUUUACUACAAGAGUCAUUAUCUAUGCCCAGUAUGGUUUGGGAGAAGUGUUGGCCAUAUCUAUCUGAUGAUAUACUCUACACUAUUAGGAAGAAUCUCAAUGAUCAAGAACUGCAGCUUGAUGAGAAGCAAAUUAAGAAUUAUUGUUUGUUGGAAGUUGAAAAACUUCUACAACAUCGUGGAAAGUCUCUAUUCUACUAUGACGGAAUGCCUCGAGUGACGGAUCUUGACAUUCCCUCUCUGGAUGAUGUUUUGAUACACGAGGAAUUGAGAUAUGACAGACUUGCUUUGGCGGAGGAACAUGCUAAAUUAAUUUCCGCCUUGACGGAGGAUCAAAGGCGUGUUUAUGAGACAAUAGUGAGUUCUGUAGAGGCCAACCGUGGCGGUGUGUUCUUCUUAUAUGGGCACGGCGGUACAGGGAAAACAUAUCUGUGGAAGACCUUAUCAACAUAUAUAAGGCAUCAAGGAAAUAUUGUGUUGAACGUAGCUUCAAGUGCGAUCGCAUCAUUGCUCCUUCCAGGUGGAAGAACGGCACAUUCCAGGUUUAAAAUCCCACUCACAGCAGCAGAAGAUUCAACUUGCAACAUAAAGCCAGGAAGUGCACUUGCGAAGCUAAUUCAAAUGACGAAAUUGAUUAUUUGGGACGAGGCACCCAUGAUUAAUAAGUACUGCUAUGAAGCUCUUGAUCGAACCAUGCGGGAUAUUCUUCGACAUUCAUACGGUUGUGAUGGGAGCAAACCUUUUGGUGGAAAGACAAUUGUCUUUGGCGGAGACUUUAGACAGAUUUUACCGGUAAUUCCAAAGGGUAGCAGGCAAGAAAUUGUGCCGGCGACUUUAAACUCAUCCUUCAUUUGGCCCUUUUGCAAGGUACUAAGGCUAACGAAGAACAUGAGAGUGCGAAGUGGAUCAGACGAUGUUAACUCUGCAUACAUAAAAAGGUUCAUUGAUUGGAUUUUAAAGAUAGGGGACGGAGUUCUAGGUGACAAUGAGGAUGGAGAAUCAUAUAUUGACAUACCUGAAGAAUUCCUCGUGCCUUGGAUUUCUGAUCCAGUUACUUCUAUUGUCCAGAGUACAUAUCCCAAUUUCUUAGCACAAUGCACAUCACCAUCAUAUUUAAUGUCAAGAGCAAUACUUGCGCCAACACUUGACGAGGUGGACAAGGUUAAUGAUUACAUGCUCGCACAACUACCAUCAGAGAUGAAGACAUAUUUCAGCUCCGAUUCUGCAUCAUUAUCUGAUUCUGAUAGUAGUUUGUUGCAAGAGAUCCAUUCUCCAGAAUUCCUUAAUGGAAUCAAAUGUUCCGGAGUACCUAGCCAUGAGCUCAAAUUAAAAGUGGGUGCCCCUGUGAUGCUUAUGAGGAAUCUUGAUCAAUCAUUGGGUUUGUGUAAUGGCACUCGACUUUUAGUGACCCGACUUGGAAAGCAUGUUAUUGAGGCCCAAAUGUUGUCAGGGCCAACUGCCGGCCAAAAACAUUUCAUUCCCCGUCUUACCUCGACUCCUUCUGAUGUCAGACUGCCAUUCACCUUUCAGCGUAGACAAUUCCCUCUGAUGGUUAGUUAUGCUAUGACUAUAAAUAAGAGUCAGGGCCAGUCAUUGGAAAAUAUGGGGAUAUUCUUACGGCGACCUGUUUUCACCCAUGGGCAGCUUUAUGUUGCUGUAUCAAGAGUCACGAGUCCAACUGGUUUGAAGUUUUUGAUAUGUGACGAUAAUGGUAGACCGACAAACUCCACUUUAAAUGUUGUAUACAAAGAGGUCUUUAACAAUUUGUAAUAUUACAUUUUGUCUUGAAUAAAAUUGAGAGCUUUUUAUUUCAAAUCAAAAGACACAUGUUAUGCAUUCAUUU